CUCCUUGCAGAGAUCAGCUAGGCGCCAGCCGAUCCAAACCUUUUGGAAGGCUUAUGUGCACAAUUUUACAUCUAGCUAACUGGUGAAGUAUUUCUCAAGUGAAAGAAUGUGCAUGCAAUCUAGUCAUCUAUUGUUGAAUGACGUCAAACACCUCAUUGAAGAAUCCAGUAUAUAUGCCGCGUUCAUGUACUAGUCGGAACUAGGAAACUCAGAAAUUCCAAAUUUGAUAAUUGGUUCGGCUCCGGAGUGGCCCAGCGGUCAAUGGCUCUGUAUCACAACCGGCCGAGAUUGGGAGUCUCAUACUGUAGUGCGGCGCACAAUUGGCCCAGCGUCAUCCAGUUUAGGAUUUAGCCAGGGUAGGCGGUCAUUGUAAAUACAAAUGUGUUCUUAACUGGUGUCCCUAGUUCAAUUAAAAACACGGCAGGUGUAUAAAUACAACCAAUUAGCAAGUCGUACAUUUCCGAGUUCUGACUAGCACAUGAAACUAGCAAUAGUUUCACUUCUACUAGAAGUACUGUUGAGCAAUCAUCGAGAGGGAAGCAUGCUCCAGGCUUUAUGCUUGUGGGACAUUUUCGAUUGUAGUUAAUCAAGCUGCCUCAUUCAACGAUUUAGCAAAUCAAAAAAGUCAGAGUUUUCUAGUUCCGACUACUAUUUGAACGCAGCAAUAGACUUCGGCGGCUGAACUUUGACUGGCUUCAAGAAGAAAACGAACAAAAACGUCACAAAAUGUUGUUAUAUGCCCGAACUGUUUCGAGAUGACGACAAGCCACCACCUACCUUCCUGUGCGUGCUUGAUAAAAUCUCUUCUGUGGAGAUUUGGUUCCAAAUAUUGAUUCCUCCAGCAGACCUGACCUUUAGUGUGAAGUUCGGAAAAGGACAUCAAACAAAGACUGUGGAGGGAAACACCAUACUAAAACUUCUGGAUCCCAGGCUACAAAAUAAGUUCUGACUUCUAUCAUGGAGGUGCCCCAUAUGAACAAUAGUAGUCAUCACGCCUGGUGGAAAGAGAUGCCAUGGGGCGACACAGACGAGUGCCCCACCUCCAUGAGUGGCACAACCUUCCUGAUAGUUGCCUACAGCGCACUGAUUGGGGUGGGCCUUAUCGGUAACAUCUGCCUGGUGUUUGUCAUCACACGGCAGAAGGAGAUGAGGAAUGUCACCAACAUAUUCAUCGCCAACCUGUCAAUUUCUGACAUCCUCAUGUGCAUCGUGUGCCUGCCGGUCACCAUCAUCUACACCCUAAUGGAUCGCUGGAUCUUGGGGGAGGCACUCUGUAAGGUCACACCCUUUGUCCAGUGCAUCUCUGUCACAGUCUCUGUCUUCUCCCUGGUCCUCAUAGCCAUGGAGCGCCACCAACUCAUCAUCCACCCCACUGGAUGGAAGCCUGUUGUGGGCCACUCCUACCUGGCUGUAGCCAUCACCUGGAUGGUGGCCUGCUUCAUCUCUCUGCCUUUCUUCUCCUUCAACGUUCUCACCAACAGUCCUUUCCAGAACAUUAGCCUCCCCUUCAAUCCCUUCACUGACCACUUCAUCUGUAUGGAGCGGUGGCCCUCAGAGCACAAACGACUGGCCUACACCACCUCCCUGCUGCUCUUCCAGUACUGCCUUCCCGUCAUCCUCAUCCUGGUCUGCUACUUGCGCAUCUUCCUGCGUCUCAGACGGAGAAAAUACAUGGUGGAGCGAACCAGGGACAACCGCCAGAAGAAGGCCAAGGGGUCAAAGAGGAUCAAUGCCAUGUUGGCCUCCAUCGUGGCAGUGUUUGCCCUCUGCUGGCUCCCGCUCAACAUCUUCAACACCGUGUUUGACUGGAAUCACCAGGCCAUCCCAUCCUGCCAGCAUGACAUCAUCUUCUCUGCCUGCCACCUCACAGCCAUGGCCUCUACUUGUGUCAACCCCAUCAUCUAUGGCUUUCUCAACAGUAACUUCCAGAAAGAGCUCAAAUCUACCCUAUACCGCUGCCGCUGCUGGGGGGCACCAGAGAGUUAUGAGAGCUUCCCUCUCUCUAUUGUCAGCACAGAAGUCACUAAGGGGUCAAUCUUGAGCAAAGGAUCGAUCAGCAUGAAUGUAUAGUCCCAACCCAUUCAGAUAGGGAGAGCGAAAGUAUAGAACUUGUCAUUGUCUUGACCAUGCAUUGAAGGUUGUCUUGCUGAGAUUUUUGCUGGAGCAAGGGUUGACAGAGGUUGUUCAAAUGAUUCACAUGUCAAUGUUUUUUUGUUUCUUAGAAAUCAAUGGUUGACCUCUUCAGUGGGAAUGGAGAGAAACGUGAAAGUAAGAACACUGUGCCCCAACAGUCAUUUUACAGUGUUUUCAAUUAGGUAUGUGUUUUUACACCUUAGAGGAAGUCUGAUUUUAUGACGGUGCAAAGGUCUUCUUCACUGCAAGCACUGGAGUAAAAGGUGUGCUUAACACCAACAUAAUAUUGCAAUGUAUUAUUUGGGUCUCUACAGAGCAGUAAUAUUCAAAGUUGGGGUGGGGUUGCGGGAUUUAAAAAAAAAUGCAACAAAUGUACAAUUAAUUUAUAGGACAAAAUGUAUGCAUGCAUGA
This is a messenger RNA of Oncorhynchus gorbuscha (pink salmon), 2544 nucleotides long. RefSeq names its product neuropeptide Y receptor type 1-like. Gene Ontology annotation, cellular component: plasma membrane; neuron projection. The record is from RefSeq and is a predicted model, not a curated record. Gene Ontology annotation, biological process: G protein-coupled receptor signaling pathway. The transcript is spliced from 2 exons. Bases 958 to 2070 code for a protein of 370 amino acids. Lineage: Eukaryota; Metazoa; Chordata; Actinopteri; Salmoniformes; Salmonidae. Gene Ontology annotation, molecular function: neuropeptide binding; neuropeptide Y receptor activity.